AGGCUAUUGAUUUGGCUGACAAAACAAAUGCCUGGCCUGUUUUUCAAGGAGCAAACAGUCUAUGAUGGCACGUUUAUUUUUGCUCUGUAUACUUCAUCUUUUCGUCUGCAUCACUGUCCAGGGACGUGUAUACUUAAUCACUGCACCUAAACUGCUGCGACUCGAUGCUUCGGAAAAGGUGGUGGUGCAGUUGUUUGGUUAUGACAAGGAAAUUACAGUAGAUAUUAAGCUAAAGAACACACUAGCACCAAGUUAUAAAGAAUAUGCAUCUCAGUCCCUGAAGCUCAACGCUGCGAAUAACUAUCAAGAAUCGGCUACUUUACGGAUAAUGCCGACAGAUUUCCCUAAAGAGGACAAUUAUGUCUACCUUCAGGCGAUUUCCUCUGCUUUCACUGCACAUGAAAAAAUCCCAGUCACUACUGUUAACGGUUUUCUCUUUAUCCAGACUGACAAGCCGUUAUACACACCCGAACAAGAGGUACAAGUGCGAGUUUACUCCCUCAACGAGGAGCUGAGGAAAUCUAGACGAACCGUCACCCUUACAUUCGUGGACCCUAAUGGUAUCAAAGUAGAGAUUAUUGAUAUGACAGACAUCAAUGGAGCAAAACCACUUCUUCCACCUUUCAAAAUACCUUUAAAGCCCAUGUAAGACACACAGUCUAGCCUAUUAG
Messenger RNA from Sinocyclocheilus rhinocerous, 671 nucleotides. Its product is annotated as complement C5-like. The coding region runs from base 62 to 649 and encodes 195 amino acids. The transcript is spliced from 5 exons. Gene Ontology annotation, molecular function: endopeptidase inhibitor activity. NCBI's taxonomy places the organism in Eukaryota, Metazoa, Chordata, Actinopteri, Cypriniformes, Cyprinidae. The record is from RefSeq and is a predicted model, not a curated record.